AUGACCUCCAUCUCGCGCCAUCCUACCCACUAUGCUUCUCAUCACAAGUCCCCACCAGUCAUCAUGCCGCAGAAGGGACAAAGCUACAACUAUCCCGUCUCUAGGGCGAUGUCGCCUCCGUCGGAUUUAUCUGAAACCAGCUCCUACGGCGGAAGCCGCUCGUCUGGUGGUUCUUACUCCGUAAGCUCGGGCCGCAGCUAUGCUCCCAGUCACAACAGCGACCACGAUUCUUAUAGCUCGCACCACGGCGGAUCUAUCGAUGUCAUGGACACGUUGAGCCAGAGAAUGAACGACGCAUUUGAUCCCAUUACGAUGGAUCGCGCCUUGGUCUCUCAAGCCCAAACAUCCGGUCAGCUCAAUGCAAAACAGCGCGAAUUGCAAGAAUUGCAGGCGCUCGCACAAAGAAGAUUGAAGACCGCCAGAGUGAAUUUUGCCGAGGGAAUAGAUGCUGCACGAGAGACCAGGCGAGAUAUUGAAUAUAUCUCCAAGAAAACAUCGUAA
Messenger RNA from Exophiala aquamarina CBS 119918, 501 nucleotides. RefSeq lists its product as uncharacterized. Gene Ontology annotation, cellular component: BLOC-1 complex; endosome. The transcript is spliced from 2 exons. Gene Ontology annotation, biological process: regulation of protein localization; endosome organization. Lineage: Eukaryota; Fungi; Ascomycota; Eurotiomycetes; Chaetothyriales; Herpotrichiellaceae. The coding region runs from base 1 to 501 and encodes 166 amino acids. The record is from RefSeq and is a predicted model, not a curated record.